AACUAGAGGCAGUGACAUCCUGAGGCAUAUUUCACAGAUGACAGGGUUUUUAAGAUACCCCUAGGGGUGUUGGAAUGGCUCAUUUACAUGGAAAAGGCUGCUCGACACCUUAUGCAAAACUUGGAAAGACAAUUGAUUUCUAACAAUUCCAUUUCUGCACCUUAUAUUGGAGGGGUUUUAAUUCUUCCCUUUUUAUUGGUACAACGCAUUGAGCAUGAAAACAGGAACUUUACUACUGAAGAGCUCAGCUGCUCUGCCUGUUUAUUUGCUACCUAAAGUUCCCAUCUUCUGUUUGUGACGUACAGCUGGCGGGUAUGGCAAUAGACGUGAUGUCACAAACUGCAGAUUAUAGCUUCAGGGUUCAUCAGUCAUGGCACAAAGGGCCUUGAAACUUGCCUCAUUGGCAGCAGCUGCUUCUGGCAUCUAUCUGUAUGGAAACAAGUACCUGGAUCCCAAUGAUUUUGGAGUUGUUCGUGUGGGCCGAGCCAUUGCCACAACGGCAGUUAUCACCUAUGACUACCUUACCUCUCUUCGGAGUGUCCCAUACGGAUCAGAGGAGUAUGACUUCCUCAAAUCACAGGUGCACCUGCGCUCUGCUGAGCGCCUCCGAGAGCUGUGCUGCGCCAACCGAGGCACCUUCAUCAAGGUGGGUCAGCACCUGGGAGCACUUGACUACCUGCUGCCUGAGGAGUACACCCGCACCCUCAAAGUGCUGCACAGCCAGGCCCCGCAGAGCACCAGGCAGGAGAUUGAGCAAGUUAUCCGUGAAGAUCUGGGCAAAGAGGUUCUUCUCUUGGUUGUGAAGCAGAUCUUUCCAGAUUUUGAGUUCAUGUGGCUGGUGGAAGAAGCUAAGAAGAAUCUGCCCUUGGAGCUGGAUUUCCUCAAUGAAGGCAGAAAUGCUGAGAGGGUUGCUCAUAUGCUCAAGAACUUUGACUUCCUGAAGGUCCCCAGGAUCUACUGGGAGCUCUCAACAAGGCGCGUCCUUCUCAUGGAGUUUAUGGAAGGGGGGCAGGUGAACGACAGGGCCUACAUGGAGAGGAAUGGCAUCAAUGUCAAUGAGAUCUCUCGAAACCUGGGAAAGCUUUACAGUGAAAUGAUAUUUGUGAAUGGAUUUGUGCACUGUGACCCACACCCAGGCAAUGUGCUAGUGAAGAAAUGCCCAGCCUCUGGCAAGGCCCACAUCAUCCUCCUGGACCAUGGGCUCUACCAGGUGCUGAGCGAGUCAUUCCGCAUGGACUACUGCCGCCUUUGGCAAGCCCUUAUUAAGGCUGAUAUGAAGCGGGUGCAGAAGUACAGCCGGCGGCUUGGGGCAGGGGAUUUGUACCCUCUUUUCGCCUGCAUGCUGACUGCCAGAUCCUGGGAGUCUGUCAACAGGGGCAUUGACCGAUCGCCAGUCUCAGCCAGCGAGGAUGUGGAGAUCCGGUCCAACGCUGCUGCUUACCUACCCCAGAUCACCCAGCUUCUCAACAAUGUCCCUCGCCAGAUGCUGCUGCUUCUGAAGACCAAUGACUUGUUAAGGGGGAUUGAGUCAGCCCUGCACACACGGGCCAGUGCCAGCUCUUUCCUCAACAUGUCUCGCUGCUGCAUCAGAGCCGUUUCCAUGUACCAGAGGAGCAGGAGCCAUUCACUUUAUAGAAGAGCCCAGAUCUCACUCACAGAAGCCCUGAGCCUGUGGCAGAUCAACUUGUAUGAACUCUUCCUGUGGCUGAAGGGGUCCCAGCUGGGGAACUGGGUCACUGCUCUCCUGAGCUGGAUGCACCAUUCCACAUACUGACAUGAACUGGUGGGAGAGGCCUGACUGCUCCCUCUGUCCCUUCUCUCCACAGCACAUUUGCCUUUCUGACUGUUUCUGUCUAUUCUGUGGGCUAUUCUGGGGUUUUCUUCCAAGUUAUAUCUGCACUCACUGUCCUUGCUUGUUACAGCAUUAGCUUUCUCUGUGGCACUGAGAGCUGGAGUCAGUACCGGAGCUCUGCUGUUUCAUGGUAUAGGAAAAAGAGGUGCAGGUUUCCAUGUGUCUGGAAGGGCAGGGUACUUUUAUUCCCCAUCUGAUCAGGGGACAUUCCACUCAGAUUCCAGUGGGACUGUGCUGGAAGCAAAAGCCUCUCCUUGGCUCACUCUUAAACAAUCUUACAGAAUUUAAGAGAAUUCCAACUCUGCCUAGAAUGCCCCAAAACAUUUCUCAGACCCUCAGAGAGAGGUUAGUAAGUCUGUUUAAAAUCCAAUAGAGUUUAUAUAAGUUUUUGCAGUCUCCUUAGUCUGAUUUCUGUUCAGGUGUGCAGAUAGUUUCUCAGAGGAGUUGAGACCUUGUAGAGAGCUGGCAAUAAGCUUUCCUCUCCCAGCACCAGGGAAAGGGGACUGUAAUGGUGAGAGUGGUGGACUGGGAGUUGGGCUUUUUGAGGUUCACCUCCAGUCCAGUCAGCAAGUGCCUCUGUGUUUUUGGACUUCUUGGCCUGUUUCCUUGCAGGUGAAAUGGAUGAAGGGGACAGUGGUUCUGCCUCUUUACCAAAAUUCAGGCAAGGCAGGGGGAAUGACAACUCAGUGCUCUGAAACUGCUGGUAAUGUAAUGUGUUCUGUACAGUACUGCCACACAGCAAAAUAAAUGUGUUGUAUCGAAGACCUUUGUGGGAGGGAUGCUUGCCUGUGCACUCAGGGUGACAUUUGGACCUCUAACCUCAGUCCUGUUUCCACUUCUCCACUGAGUGAGUGAUGUCAGGCAGUGCUGUUAACUCCUUGCAAGCCAAAUGAAACCUCUUCCUAAGAGGUUUGUUCCACAUGAGUCCUCUUGUGCUGCAUCAGAUGUGUGUUGGCAUACGAUGGAGAAGCAGGUGUCAUUCUGCUGGGAAGACACACUACUCUUUGCCACCUGGAUCCACGCUGAGCCUGCUUCCUCCUUUCCUGUGGGAGCCUGCUGCAGCGCAUGUGUGAGAUGUCACCAUCCCCGUGCCACUCACUGAACAUUUCACCUAAUCCCUGCCUGUGAUGUUUCACUGCUUCUG
Messenger RNA from Athene cunicularia (burrowing owl), 2996 nucleotides. It is a transcript of the gene ADCK1, whose product is annotated as aarF domain containing kinase 1. The transcript is spliced from 10 exons. Lineage: Eukaryota; Metazoa; Chordata; Aves; Strigiformes; Strigidae. Gene Ontology annotation, cellular component: mitochondrial inner membrane. Gene Ontology annotation, molecular function: ATP binding; protein kinase activity. Gene Ontology annotation, biological process: protein phosphorylation; mitochondrion organization; lipid homeostasis. The record is from RefSeq and is a predicted model, not a curated record. Bases 371 to 1774 code for a protein of 467 amino acids.